Messenger RNA from Ostertagia ostertagi, 1191 nucleotides. Lineage: Eukaryota; Metazoa; Nematoda; Chromadorea; Rhabditida; Trichostrongylidae. The record is from the annotation of a GenBank genome assembly.
AUGAGUGUCGCCGGUCCAGCACGGCUUGCUUCACAGCUUGAAGAAAUCGCCGCAGAUGAGCCGCUCUCAAACCGCGACAUGAAAAUCCUUCCUGCCAACUACACGUUCGAAAUACCGAAAACUAUUUGGAAAAUUCGCUCAACUGGUAGCAAGCAAGUCGCUUUACAAUUUCCUGAAGGUCUGAUUAUGUAUUCUGGACUGAUUGCUGAUAUACUCGAGAAGUACACUGGCUGUGCAACCGUAAUUAUGGGAGACGUUACCUAUGGCGCAUGUUGUGUCGAUGAUUAUACAGCGAAAUCUCUAGGUUGCGAUCUCCUGGUUCACUACGGGCACAGCUGUCUUGUGCCAAUUCAGAAUACCGAAGGGAUAUCAAUGCUUUAUAUAUUUGUUAAUAUCAAUAUCAACAUAAGUCACUUUGUUGAUUGCAUCCGAGCUAAUUUCACGGCUCCUUGUAAAAUUGCUCUUGUUAGCACAAUCCAGUUCGUGACCUCAUUACAGGUUGUACGCAACUCUUUGUUGGAUAGUGGCUUCGAAAUUAUUCUUCCACAGUGCAAGCCACUGAGUCCGGGAGAAGUGUUGGGGUGCACAUCUCCACGACUCGAUGAUAGCUGCGAUGCGGCCAUAUAUCUCGGCGAUGGAAGGUUCCACUUAGAGUCUUUGAUGAUCCAUAAUCCCACUCUGAAGACAUUUCAGUAUGAUCCGUAUUCAAGGAAAUUUACUCGAGAAUAUUACGAUUUCAACGUAUUGAUGAAAAAUCGUAAAGGAGCCGUCGACAUAGCACGCAAAUGUACUACAUUUGGCCUGAUCCAAGGAACGCUAGGGCGCCAAGGAAACAUCAAAAUUGUGGAGGAACUAGAACGGAGAUUGGUCAGCAAAAAUAAAAGAUUCGUACGAGUGCUGCUGUCAGAGAUCUUUCCAGAUAAAUUGGCGAAAUUUGAAGAAGUUGAUUGCUGGGUCCAAAUUGCGUGCCCUCGGUUAUCUAUAGACUGGGGCGUGGAAUUUCAGAAACCGCUUUUAUCUCCAUUUGAGCUUGCAGUUGCACUCGACGAGAUAUCGUUCCCGUCCUCACACUAUCCGAUGGACUAUUACUCUAACGAUUCAUUAGGGCCAUGGACGAACAAUCACGAAUCGUAUCGGCCUGUGAGAGUGAAACGACGGCAGAAACUCGUGGUUACGGCUGAGGGAGUCUAA